Vigna umbellata (rice bean) is the source of this 2140-nucleotide messenger RNA. It is a transcript of the gene MYB55, whose product is annotated as myb domain protein 55. NCBI's taxonomy places the organism in Eukaryota, Viridiplantae, Streptophyta, Magnoliopsida, Fabales, Fabaceae. The record is from RefSeq and is a predicted model, not a curated record.
CUUGUUGACUGUGACCUCUCUCAUGGGGCCUCGCUCUUAUAUUAGUUCAACUUCUUUUCUCAGCUGCCAGUUCAUUUUCCUUCUUCAUAUCAUCUCUCUGGCUGUCACAUUCUUUCUAUCUCAGCCCCCAAUAGCUUUUGUUCACUGCCACCCCUGCUGACACUUCUCGUAGGAAUAAACAAACUUUGUGUUAACUGAAAAGGUUUGAGGUUCUCUCCUCAUUUGGUAACUAAGGGAAAAAGAAAAGCUACAAAUGGGAAGACACUCUUGCUGUUACAAGCAGAAGCUUCGGAAGGGUCUUUGGUCUCCCGAGGAGGAUGAAAAGCUUCUGAGGCAUAUUACUAGGUAUGGUCAUGGAUGUUGGAGUUCUGUGCCUAAGCAAGCAGGUUUGCAAAGGUGUGGUAAGAGCUGCAGGCUCAGGUGGAUCAAUUACCUUAGACCUGAUUUAAAGAGAGGAACAUUCUCCCAAGAAGAAGAAAACCUUAUCAUUGAACUUCAUGCAGUAUUGGGGAACAGAUGGUCUCAAAUUGCGGCACAGUUACCGGGGAGGACCGAUAAUGAAAUAAAGAAUCUGUGGAACUCUUGCUUGAAGAAGAAACUGAGGCAAAAAGGCAUAGACCCUGUCACACAUAAACCACUGUCCCAGGUUGAGAACGGAGAUGACACCGGUAAGAGCCAAGGUAAAGCACCGGAAGUGUCCAAUGAAUUGAACCUCCUGAAAUCAGAGAGCUCCAAGUCAGAUUCAGCUUCCUAUGAGCAGAGAACAUCAAUUUCUCCAAAAGCCUAUGCACCCGAGAUGGAUGGUUCCUGCAGCUCCAAGAUUUACAGCAGAAGUGACAGCAAUUUCGUAACCAACAACUGUUACAACAAAGACUUGUUCCUAGACAGGUUUAUGAAUAGUAGUCGCCAAGAGAGCUACAACACUAGUUGCCAGCCCUCAGAUUUGAUGGGAACUUUUCCAAUUCAGAUGAGUUAUGCAACCAAUGACUGUCUCCCUAAUGAUUCAAACUCUACUCAUUGGUUCGGCCAAACUGGAAGGCCUUUCGAUAUGAACUCUGAAUUUCCUUUCAAUGCUGCCACUUCUAUUAAUCAUCCUACACCCACAACCAAUUUGUUUCUUCCUAAUUCGUUUUGCUACAAGCCUUCACUUGCUGUUCCUUCUGACAGUGUUUCUACAGCCUAUGGAUCUCAUUACUGGGAAGCCAGUGCCUCCAACAAUAGCAAUAGCAGCAUUAGGAGUAAUGGCAGCACAGAGUUGAAAGGUAGCAGCCCCUUAAACAUCUUUUCUUCUUGGGGAUUGGCAGAAUGUAGCACCUCUACUACUAAAGAGGGGCAAAUUCAUAUGAUGGAGAAUCAUACAGAAGAAGCUAAGUGGGAUGAGUACCUUCACAACCCAAUCUCAAUGCUGGCUUCUGUACAAAAUCAAGCUCCCGAAUCCUUAUGCAACGAGAUAAAAACAUCAAUGCAUUUGGUACCUGACACUUUAGGGGCUAUGUUACCUCAUAGCACGAAGCAGCAAGAACCAUCUCAAACCUCUAGUAUAUUUUCCAAGGACAUCCAGAAGCUCAGGGCAGCCUUUGGAAACAUGUAAAAGGAUUGGAGAAAAACAAAGAUUUUAUUAAAAGGGUUCCGAUUCAAGGGAUUGCUAUUCUUAGUACAGGUGUGUGAAACCACAGAUUUUGCUCUUAUGUAGGUCUAAUACAAAACAAUCAUUUCACCCUUUUUUUUUUUUUUCACUUUGUUUACCAUUUGUGAGCCAAGCCAUCUGUCUUUACUUUCUUCUUCUCGGGUGUGGGGUAGAAUUGCGGAAUAAGGGUUGCUAUUCUGUCUUCAUUCUACUCUUUUCUUUCUUUGCUACACUGUAACCGCAAUGGUGCAUUUGCAUGUCCAAGUUCCAGCCAUCACAGAUGUUUUUAUUGGUCCAUGCAAAGUUUCAUUUUCAUUUUGAUGCAAGGGACAGAGUUACUUUACCUGCAAAUGCAAACAAUUUUCAGAAUCUCUUCUACCGGGUAUGAUCUUGUUUUCCCACUUUCAUACCACUGAAAAUGACAGCAAACCAGUGUAAGCAGGACUUCUACCAAUCCAAUGUUUCUAAUGGUUGUCCAUCAUUUUCUAGACAGUAGAAUAAUAUAUUCACUCC